GCAUCCUUCCUCCCGCCCCCCGCCCCGCCUCCGCUCCCCUCCCGGGCGCACCGCAGCCGCGGACCGGGGGGACCGCGCCCCGCUUAAAAACCGCCGCUGACGCCUCCCCGAGCCACUGCGCUCGCCGGGCCCGGGGCUGCCCAGAACCGGCCUCCUCCCGCCGCUUGGCUCGCGUUCCGCCACCGAGGAGCAGGGACAGGUCUGCCCCAUGCCUGCGCACUUGCUGCAGGAGGAGGAGUUCCCCUCCGCUUCCAGCACCACCACUGUCAGCACUGUCACCUCCCGGGUGACCAGGAAUGGAGAUGCCGUCAUGGAGAAGGACUUCAUCAAUCAUGAGGACUUCGCAGGAGACCGAGGCAUGGUAGAUGAUAUCUUUGAUGACACCUACCAGGAGAAAGAGGGCCCCAGGCCCCCUGUGCGAUAUGUCUGGAGGAAUAUCAUCCUCAUGAGCCUACUGCAUAUAGGGGCCAUAUUUGGGUUGACGCUGAUACCUUCUGCAAAGAUCCAGACGCUGGCAUGGGCUGUGCUGUGUUUCAUCGUGAGUGCUCUAGGCAUAACAGCUGGAUCUCACCGCCUCUGGAGCCAUCGGUCUUACAAAGCCACGCUGCCCCUACGGAUCUUUUUGACUAUUGGAAACUCUGUGGCCUUCCAGAAUGACAUUUACGAGUGGGUCCGGGACCACCGCGUCCAUCACAAGUUCUCCGAGACAAAUGCGGAUCCUCACAAUGCCAAGCGGGGUUUCUUCUUCUCCCAUAUCGGCUGGCUGCUGGUGCGCAAGCAUCCAGAUGUCAUAGAGAAGGGCCAGAAGCUGGACCUGAGUGACAUAAAGGCUGACAAAAUAGUGAUGUUCCAGCGGAGAUACUACAAGCCAUCGGUGGUGUUGCUGUGCUUCACACUGCCCACUCUAGUGCCCUGGUACUUCUGGGAUGAAUCCAUCGUCAUCAGCUUCUUCAUUCCGGCUAUCCUGCGCUAUGCCCUAGGGCUCAAUGCGGCUUGGCUAGUGAACAGUGCUGCUCACAUGUUUGGCAACCGGCCAUAUGAUCGGCACAUCAACCCACGGGAGAACCCCCUGGUCAGCCUGGGGGCUCUAGGAGAAGGCUUCCACAACUACCACCACACCUUCCCCUACGACUACUCCACCAGUGAGUUUGGCUGGCACUUCAAUUUAACCACAGCCUUCAUUGACCUUAUGUGUCUCCUGGGGCUGGCCAGCGAUCGCAAGACGGUCUCCAAAGAGGUCAUCCUAGCUCGGAAAAUGCGGACUGGAGAUGGCAGUCACAAGAGUGGCUGAGUUUCUGUUCCAGUUCACACACACAUCCACACCUCUCCUUUUUCCUUUUUCUCCUUUCCUACCUUCCUGACCCCUCCAAACACGCUAGACAAAAGUUUAAUGUUCUGUUUACUAACUACUGAAUAAUGCUACCAGUUUGCUUAAGAUAACAAUGAGUUUUAAAUCCCCUCCCACGCUGUAUUUUACGUGAUAUAUUUAAGAUCUAGCACUCUGCCUUUAUAAUGCAAGGCCACCCAUUUCCCUCCUGUCAUUUUCUUUUCCGUUCUUUCUCUCCAGCCCCUUUACCCCAUCUGCCGCUUUAGAUUGUUCCGGUCUCUCACUGGCAGAGGAGUUGGUGGGAAGCAGCCUGGGGAGGCCCAUCGCAGACAGCUACAUACCAUAGAGUUAAGGGAAGCCUGUACCUGCCAGCUGAACAGUUGAGCCAAAGUCAGUGACCCUCUCCUCACCACCUUUGUGCCAAAACUCCUUCCUCUGUCUCUCCUCCUUUCUCAAGGGCUGCUGACACAUGUGGCAUGGCUAAACUGUUCUCCCUAGGAAAAGGAGCCCUGUCCCCUUCCCAUGCCAUUAGAGGAUUGUCUCUUUUCCGAGAUGUCUCUUGAGAAGUAUUCUCCCCCUUUCCCCACUGCUUAGCCUCUCUGGCUGGAGAGAGGAGAGCCCCCAGACUCUCAGAGCUCCAGCCAGGUCCACCAGAGGCCAGGAAGGUCUAGUGGCAGCAGUAGACACUGGAAAGGGAGCCUCAGUGGCCUUCUUACCUCCUGCCUCUGGUGUCACAGCCUCCCUCCCUCCACUGCCUGCUGUGCCCUGUGCCACCAGGGACUGAAGGCAGAGCCUGGCUCUGGGCUCCACGGCCCCUUUGGAGAGCCACAUCAAGGAGGGGACAGAUGAAGGGUGUGCCAGUGGCUGCUGUGGGAUAGGACCAGCCUGUGAUGGUUUUGUUUGCCACUGCUGACAAAACUUCAGUCCUGGCUAAGAGGACUUUGCCAAAAUGUAGAGCAGGAGAAGGGUGUAAACCAAAGCUCCACCACUGAGUUAAGCUGUUUUAUGUGCUGCAGGAACAGGGUUCCUGCUGGGUGGCAGGUGCAUGAUAUGAUGUCUGCGCCUGCCCUGCAUAUCUGCAUCCUGUCCUAAGCACACAGACAGGGGAAGGGAGCACCUGAUGGCAUAGGGUGGGGUGAGGAUGUCCACAGGAGUAGGUCUCUCCCUCCAUGUGGGCUCCAUUUGGUCGAUUACAAGUGCCUGAGAAACACCGAUAUGGGGCCAGGCGGCAGCUCAGGGGGCUCAAAGGAGUUGAGAUCUCUAUGGCAGGACGCUACGGCCAGAGUGGGGAACCUCUGGGCUUUCCUUCCCAGGGUCCACCAGGAUGGUUUGCAAUUCCCUUCUCCUCUGAGGGACUGGGAGGCAGUACUGAGGGAGUGAGACGGGGAGGUGAAAGCAUCUCCUUGUCUCUAAGCUUGCCUCCCAUCUCCCUUGUCAAGCCACCUCUCCACCUCACUUCUUUGUCCACUAGCCAGGCAGCGAGGGCAGCUGCAGAAAGGUCAUUUAUAUUCCUGAACUGACAUGGGCACACAGCUGGAGGGUGUGCUGGUCAAAAACAUCCUUGUGGAUAUUGUUUCCAACAAGUUACAGAGGCCACAGCUUGAGUUCAAGUGGUGGGUUAGGUUCUGGGUGUCAUGGCCGUGACCCCCUCAGUGGGCCGAAUGUGCUUUUUUACCCUUAUCUCUCUUCAUUAGUAUUGAUUUUUUUAUUAUUAUUACUAUUAGUUGUUGUAGCAAUAGUACCAUUUUUGUUGCUUAAAUGCAUCAAAUGGAGCUGGAGGAAAGCACAAGAAGUGGCUGGAAAAAGGUGAUGUUGGUGUGGGGGUUGCAGUGUCUUCCUUAUUCAGGCAGGCCAGAGAGGGCAGAGACAGAGCGGAUGCCAACUUCCUCACCUCAGCUCUGUCACAUAGCAGCCAGACAAGCUUCUGCAGCUUUGCUUUCUUCUGCUGCUGCAAAACUUGCCAGGAGCUAGGACAGUUUUUUGUGAUAUUCUCCUUCGUAACAGCAUGCAUAUUACUCAGAAAGUAAGUCCUUUUCUCAUUUCCCCUCCCUGCCACCACCACAGCCUUGUUACUGCUCAGCAGUGGGACCCUUCAAGGCUCUGAACCAUCAGGAGCCAUGUGGUCUCCAGCCAAGAAGUACAACCAGACGGAACAGAGCAGUGAGCCCUUCAGCUUAUGGUGUCAGGAGAUGGCAUCCUUACUGCUCCAAGGCUCGUGACUGCCUGGGGUAGGGGGGACUGUAGCUGGAAUUGUAGCCUACCAUUUAAAAAAACCCCAAACACCCUCACAAAAAAGAGAAAUACUGUUAACUCUGUAAUUGCAGGCUGACUUCGUUCUAGUCUAAACCACUCUGAACUCACAGAAGGAUGAAGUUGCUCCAGACAGUAUUUGAAAGGGGUGUGGAGAUGAGGUGAGGAUAGUGAUUUCCUUGCUCCUGUUGCCCUUAAUGUGUGUAACUUACCCUGCAGCAGAGAAGUGUGCAGUGACAUGCUGCAAUAGUUCACAUCUCCUCAGCAGAGAAGCAGGGUUUCACAUAAAGGGUUCCUUUCAAAUUCUAAGUGCUGAUUCAGGUCCAGAAUCUGGAAUCAGAGUGGAAGCUGAGGAGCAGUAACCAAACAGUCCUGCUGUUUGCCCAGUUACUUUUAAGGUAGAUUGGCAAAUAUCUCUGGGUGCCUUAAAUCUUUCUUUAAUAUACAUAGGAGUAUUGACAGCUAUUUGCUGUAAAUUUUUUUCUUUUUUUUUUUUUUCUGAAUUUCGAACAUUCAAGGGGUUGCUUAAUUAUUUAAUUGCCUACAUUGAACUGUGGGUGCAGGUGAUUUUGAAUGUAUUUGAGUUAGAACUUUUGUUAGAUUAAGAAACUGAUACAACACUUCAAGUAGAACUUUGAGAUAUAUAUAUAUAUAU
Molecule: messenger RNA, 4232 nt
Organism: Cuculus canorus (common cuckoo)
Lineage: Eukaryota; Metazoa; Chordata; Aves; Cuculiformes; Cuculidae
Gene: SCD
Product: stearoyl-CoA desaturase
Exons: 6
Coding region: 209-1291 (360 amino acids)
Biological process (GO): unsaturated fatty acid biosynthetic process; response to fatty acid
Cellular component (GO): endoplasmic reticulum membrane
Molecular function (GO): palmitoyl-CoA 9-desaturase activity; stearoyl-CoA 9-desaturase activity; iron ion binding
Source: RefSeq, a predicted model, not a curated record